Heteronotia binoei (common prickly gecko) is the source of this 672-nucleotide messenger RNA. RefSeq lists its product as uncharacterized. The transcript has a single exon. The record is from RefSeq and is a predicted model, not a curated record. NCBI's taxonomy places the organism in Eukaryota, Metazoa, Chordata, Lepidosauria, Squamata, Gekkonidae. Gene Ontology annotation, molecular function: nucleic acid binding. The annotation marks the transcript as partial. Gene Ontology annotation, biological process: DNA integration.
CUAUUAUGGGGAAGCAGGGUGGUGGUCCCGCCUCCGCUGUAAAAGCGAGUCCUGGAAUCCCUACACGAGACCCAUCCUGGCAUAGUCCGAAUGAAGGCGUUAGCCAGGAGCUAUGUCUGGUGGCCGGGAAUGGAUGGGGAGAUUGAGACGUGGGUGCGCAGGUGUCAAACGUGUCAGGAGUCAAGGCCUGCGCCCCCCAGCGCCCCCGCCACACGGUGGGAGUCCACCCGGAAGCCCUGGUCGAGGCUCCACAUCGAUUUUGCGGGGCCAUUCCAGGGUCAAACCUUCAUGAUCAUUGUGGACGCCUAUUCCAAAUGGCUGGAGGUCAUUCCCGUAGGGUCCACCUCAGCGGCCGCCGCCAUCAAAGCGCUGCGCAGGGUCUUGUGCACGCACGGUAUUCCGGAUACCGUAGUCUCAGAUAACGGGACAGCAUUCACAGCGGCGGACUUCCAAGGGUUCCUCAAUAGAUACCUGAUUAAACACAUUCGCUCCGCCCCCUUUCACCCGGCCACCAACGGCCAGGCGGAGCGGAUGGUCCGCACAACCAAGGAAGCCUUAAGCCGCAUCGUUCAGGGAGACUGGGACCACAGACUAGCUGUGUUCCUUUUCGACAACUGGGUCACCCCCAACCCGGCCACCGGGGUCAGUCCGGCCGAGCUCCUCAUGGGGCGC